UCUCACGUAAAACACACGUGUAAAAUUAUCUUUUGUAUUCGAUUUCCAUUAUGGACAAUACAACUGAAACAGAUCUGAUACUGUGGUCGAAAUUCCUAAUGGAUACGUUCGAAAAUGAGGCUCAGUGGGUUCAAAUAUUUUCGAUUGUAAUUUAUUUAAUCAUAUUCUUCGUUAGUCUUAUUGGAAAUGGCCUCACUUGCUUUGUAAUCUAUUACGUGAAGUCUAUGCACACUGCUACAAAUUUUUAUUUAUUCAACUUGGCUGUGUCGGAUUUGAUUGUAACGUUUAAUAUUCUACUCGAUAUUUAUGAUUAUUUGACGAUAUUUUCUAACUAUAAUGAGAUUACGUGCAAAUUCCGAUUCUUCCUCGUUAUCAGUUUAUUUAAUAAUGGAAUCCUCGUCAUGACUUUACUAGCAAUUGAAAGAUAUAUUGUAAUUUGUUUUCCGCUAAUGCUGAGCAGAUCACCUGUACUGAAAAGGACUGUGAAAGUAAUAAUUAUUGCAUGGAUCGUGGCAAUGCUAGAAUCUUUGCUAGAUUUGUGGACUGUUGGUUUGAUAAAAACUCAUAAACUUACGAUAUGCUUUAUCAUACCACGGCCAGCUUCUAGAGUUCUUAAUGGAAUAUUAGCACUGUUAACCUUCGUAGUACCCUUGAUAAUAAUGACAUUUGUCUAUGCAAUGAUUGCUUUUAAAGUAAAUGACAACGAGAAGUCGAAGUCUGAAAAAGGAGGACAGGUAUUCAAUCAUCGAGACAAUAGGGGAAGAGUUAACAAAAUAAUCAUAGCACUCACUUCAUCUUUCUUGGUGUGUUGGCUUCCCUUCUUUGUAUUAAGAAUAAUGAUAUUUACUUAUGACGUGCAAGAAUUAGUGGAAUUUCGUUGGUGGUGGAGCAUUGGUUUAAGAGUUACAUUUAUAAACACAUGGAUGAGCGUGGUUUUAAAUCCAAUUCUGUUCAGCCUAUUGUCCACAAAAUUUAGGAAAGAAUUAAAAAUUCUUUGGAGUACCAAAAUUAAGCAGGGCACAAUAAUUCGUAAUACCGUUCACAUUUAACCAGAGGUCAUUGUUUGCUCUUUAGUUAUCUGUAUGAUAAGGUGUUCUAUUGUUGAUGUCAAAUAUAAGAUAGGAUUAUUUAAGCUAGGUAUAUAUACCCUUUUCGUUGUUUGGUAAUAUUUUUAUGAAAUUUUAUAAUAUUAUUCGUGAAAUCCACUUCGAAAACCAUGGCACAGUAAAUUGUUUUCAUUGUAAAUUAAUUAGGCUUAAAGAGGAUGUAAAAACUUCGAAAUAAGAGGUGGGACUGCUUAAGUAAAAACUUGGAUUUUAGUUUAGUAUGACACGUGCAGUCAUUUGACAUAUUUGUCAAAAAUCAUCUUCAAAUCAAUUCGAGACCACACCCGUACAGGAUCAAUGAUAUGAUAGUAUUAAAAGAGGUUGAUAUGUCACUAGCGCCCCUAAAAUCAAUCGCCUAAAUUGAGUCAAUUGGUUCCUUUAGUCGCUCUCUCGAUACGAAAACGGUACACACGCGUUUGUUUUUGACAGAAUUGCUUACAAUUUGAUAUAGGUACAACAUUAAAACGCCGUCUUGUGUUAUGGAAAGAUGCACUAAUUACGAAAGUAAAAAAAAAUCAUAGAAUUACAUACCACAGUUAAGAAAUCAUGAAUUAUAAAAUUUAUUUGAUUUCAUUGUUUAUCUAACAAAAUAAAUGUCCCCAUGACAACGCCGAUCGCCGCCAAGCCGAUCAUAGAUCAACGUACAGAAAUGACAAAAUAUUGAUGCUGUCUGUUGCGGGACGAUCGAGGUAGAAUAUUUUAGGAAAUGAUGUAAAAAAGUCAUUGUUGCAGUGAAUGUUAUAAUUUUUAAGAAAAAAGUGCGUAUAUAGGUAGCUGAACUAUCAAACAACUAAAACAAGUUUUAGAGUAGGUAGCGGAUGUAGACAGUGAGUGCUAUUUGUUUACGUAGGAGUUUUUUCAGUAUAUCCCUUGCUAACUGCAGAAGAAUCAAUGGAUCAUUUUCUUCUUCUCCCAUUACCUUAUUGUAAUAAACCCUCAUCAA
This is a messenger RNA of Leptidea sinapis, 2049 nucleotides long. Its product is annotated as neuromedin-U receptor 1-like. Gene Ontology annotation, biological process: G protein-coupled receptor signaling pathway. Lineage: Eukaryota; Metazoa; Arthropoda; Insecta; Lepidoptera; Pieridae. Gene Ontology annotation, molecular function: G protein-coupled receptor activity. Gene Ontology annotation, cellular component: plasma membrane. The record is from RefSeq and is a predicted model, not a curated record. The transcript is spliced from 4 exons. Bases 51 to 1049 code for a protein of 332 amino acids.